AAGCCAGAUUUUCACUAUGGCGGCUGUUGUGAAACGACGAAGUGGAAAACGUCCUCGAACUGAAGCUCCAGAGAGCACUCUUCCGAAGAGGAAAGUCGAUGAAAAAUCGCCAGUAAUACUGUCAUUUCAACAGCAUCGGCAAGAGCUAGACUCUCGGCAUGACAAACACGAGCGUUUAGUUAAAUGUAGUAGAGAUGUUACCAUUGCAAGCAAGCGAAUUAUAUUUCUCCUUCAGCGAGUGACAGGGGCGAAUGAUACGGAGCAGAUCUUCAAAGAAGCAGAUGAAAAGUUUUUGGAAGUUAAAGAAGUCUUAAAGACGAUAGCUUUGGAGCUGGAGGGAGAAGAUCCAUUUUUGUUCACCCGCGCGUACUCUACUGGUGUGCAGGAGUACAUCGAAGCAUUGUCUUUCGCGCAUUUUCUCAAGAGAAAAACUUUGAUUUCUUUCGACCAAGUUAAAACGGAGUUGAAAUUUUUAAAUGAGGAAGGGAUAGAUCUUCACUUAAGCUUAAAUCCUUUCGACUACGUCCUUGGCAUCGCAGAUUUGACCGGAGAGCUCAUGCGCUUCUGUAUAAACAGUGCGUCAAGCGGGGAUCAAAACACGCCUUUUGAGGUUUGCAGCUUUUUGCGUGAAAUUCACAAUUCUUUCGUGGCUUUCGGUAAUGUUUCUAAGGACAUUGCGUCAAAGUUAAGAGUAUUGACGGCCAGUAUGAAGAAGGUGGAAGUCGCCUGUUACACUUUGAAAGUUCGGGGUUCGGAAAUACCCCAAUUUGCUAUGGCAGAAGCACUGAGUGCAGACUUUACUUGCGAAGAAAGGGAUGUAAAUUGAUAAUUGAGAAAUUUAUUAUCAAUUAAUUAUAAUUUAUUCUGUUCUAUUAAUAUUUCUGAUAGCCUUAGCUUUAGAUGGAACAUAUUUAUCUGAGACAAGUGGAGCUGUUUAAAAAGAGAAGUAUAAUUUCAACAAUUGAAGUAUUUCUGUCAAUAUUGUGUAGUUUUAAUACAACGGGACAGAAACUGCACACACUGUAAAUACCUCCUGUUUUCCCUUACAAAUCCUAGAGAAGUUUUCUAAGGAUUCAUGAAAGACAACAGGAGGUACAUGUACUUUCAGUGCGUGCAUUUCCACCUCUGUCAUGGCAGAUAAUACAGUUUUGUUUAUUUUGAGUUAGUUGUUUCACUCAAUUGUCUGCACCCUUAUAUGGGGUAUUAGUAUUCUUCACGCUGUUCUCUAUACUUUUUCUAGUGUGCUGACAAGGAGAAUUUGUGAAUGAUCACAAGCUUAGUUGGCAAUCAUUUCCUUUAUUUUCAAGACAAAAUGUACCUUAAUUUGUGAUUCAGUAGCACUAGUUGUAAGAAGAAAUUAGUUGUCGAUCAUUCCUUGGGGUUAACAUUAAGAGCUGAAAAGUUUAUAGAAUUCUUCUUGCCAUCAUUUUUGCAUUUUUGACAUUUUUAUAUUUAAGGUGACUGAGUAAAAAAGAAAUAGCAAUUGGUUUUUGAUGUUCAUUUUGUGCCAGACUCUUGUUUUUGCACUGACUGCCUUAUUGCUAUGCCAUAAAAACUUUUCAGAUUUGUCAGCUUGGAAUUUGAAGUCAAACUUGGAUUUCUUCAGUGCUCAAACACCUUGCUCAGAGAGAUAUAAUGUGCCAGUGGUUAGUAGUCUUGUGUUAGUGGCUGUACCACUUUGUUAUUGUUCAGGGGUAGAUUUGUCAGAAAUGGAUAUUGGAAACCUGUCAGAGAAAGAUGGAGAAUUGCUGUAAGAGUGGGGUGAUAACCCUGGGUGUCCGGGAAUCCUGUCCAAGGGGAAGUAUGAAUGAAAGAAACAGUCUACUAUGGUGGCUUCUCCAGUUCCUCUGAAACUGAAAUUAGCUUUGGCAAAAUGGCCUUGUUUGCUGGCUGAGUUGACCAAGAUAUUAAGAUAAGGGAAAUUAUAAAGACAGAAACUAAAUAAAUGCAACUCUUCAAAUGAA
Messenger RNA from Stylophora pistillata, 1964 nucleotides. RefSeq names its product translin-associated protein X. Gene Ontology annotation, molecular function: sequence-specific DNA binding. The record is from RefSeq and is a predicted model, not a curated record. Lineage: Eukaryota; Metazoa; Cnidaria; Anthozoa; Scleractinia; Pocilloporidae.